Molecule: messenger RNA, 2282 nt
Organism: Radiomyces spectabilis
Lineage: Eukaryota; Fungi; Mucoromycota; Mucoromycetes; Mucorales; Radiomycetaceae
Product: alkaline-phosphatase-like protein
Exons: 12
Coding region: 32-2047 (671 amino acids)
Biological process (GO): dephosphorylation
Molecular function (GO): alkaline phosphatase activity
Source: RefSeq, a predicted model, not a curated record
CUCAGUUUCAAUUCAUUGAUCCUUUGAAACCAUGAAGACGGGAUUCCUUCUUACCUCUUUGGCCACGCUUUGCUCCAUUGCGUUGGCUGGCUCCAAAUCCGACUAUGUCUUGCGCCCUGAUCCUGAGGGUCAAUACCCUCGUCUUGGUGCCUGUCCCGAUGCUCACGCCUGUAUUUUCCCUCCCGAUGUUUCCACCUUCUUGCCUGGCGGUUACUUUGAUCUUCGUGUGGAAAUGCACGCUUAUGAUUUGGAUGCUUCCAAGCCUACCCCUCCUGUUUUUGACAACUUCAAGACUUUGGUCCGUCGUGACAAUGGUCGCUGGGAGGAUGCCAGCAAGUACUUUGAUUUGUCGACCCCUGAAAUGGAAAGCUGGAACUUCACCUGGCGCAACACCAUCGACAAUGCCUAUGCCCACAACUUUAACCGUACCGGCAACCCCAUUAACGUGGAUGUCACUUCCCGUGCCUGGCGCAAGGUGAAGUUUGACAAGCCUGGUACUUACCAAGUCAAGGUCCAAUACGGUCCCAAGCAGAGCUACACUGUCCAAUACACUGUUGUCGAGCCCAAGCGCCCCAAGAAGAAAGCAAAGAACGUCAUCUUGUUCAUUUCUGAUGGUACCAACGUUGGUAUGAUCACCGCUGCUCGUGCUGUUGCUCGCGCCCAUACUUCUGGCAAGUACCACGACUUCUUGAACUUUGAAAAGUUUGACCACUUGGGUCACAUCAUCACCAACUCCGUGGACAGUAUUGCCACUGACUCGGCCAAUUCCGCUUCGUCUUACUCUACCGGUCACAAAUCGAGCCCCGAUGCUUUGGGUGUCUACUGUGACUCGUCCAAGGAUCCCUUUGAUGAUCCCAAGGUCGAAACCAUCACCGAACUUAUCCGUCGCCGUCAACCCAAGAAGGCCAUCGGUAUUGUUACUACUGCUUCCGGUGGUGAUGCUACUCCUUCAGCUUUCGUUGCUCACACUCGUGACCGUGACACUCACGCUGAAAUCAUUGAUCAAGUUAUCAAUGGCAGCCCCAACUGGGUUGGUCCUGCCGUUCCUGAUGUCUGGCUCACUGGCGGAGCUGAAUUCUUCAAGGGCGAAGAAGCUCUUAACGGUGCUGACUACUAUGAAAAGUUCAAGAACUUGGGCUACAAGUUGGUCCAGAACAAGAAGGACUUGAAGAAGUACCACGAUGAUGAGAAGCUCCUCGGUAUUUUCCGUCAGGGCAACUUGGAUGUCUGGUUCGAACGUAACAUCUUCGUCAACAACACCAUUGGCAACAAGGCUGCUCCCGAUAUGAGCGGCAAGGAUGCUCUUGGUUCUGACCAGCCCGGUUUAGAUGACAUGACCUUGAAGGCUCUUGAAGUGUUGAAGAAGCGUGGUGGCAAGGACGGUUUCUUCUUGAUGUCCGAAGCCGCUUCCGUUGACAAGCAGCUCCACGGUUUGGAUUACCCCCGUGCCUGGGCUGAAUUGAUUGAACUUGAUGUUACUGUGAAGAAGACCGUUGAAUGGCUCAAGAAGAAUGGCGAAUUCGAAGAUACCCUUAUUUUGGUGACUGCUGAUCACACUCACUCGUUCGAUGUCUGGGGUUCCGUUGACCAAGAAUACAUUGCCAAGCAAACCGGUGAAGAAGAAAAGCGUAACGCUAUUGGUGUCUACGAACGCGCUGGUUGGCCCGGUUACUUCGACGAAGAUGGUGAUGGUUUCCCUGACAACUGGAACCCUCGUGUUACUCUUGCUGCUGGUACAGCCGGUGCUCCCGACCAUUACGAAGCAUGGCAACUCGCCAAGUCCGGUCCUCGCUUUGGCUCCGAAAAGGAUGGUCACUGGUGGCGCGCCAGCGAGAAGGACGAAGUCGGCAACUUUGGAGCUGGUCUCAAGUGGAACGGUAACCUUCCUGUUGACAAGAAGGUCGGCGUUCACUCCAUCUCUGAUGUGUUCAUCUACGCCAACGGUCCCAGCUCGGAACUCUUUGGAAGAACCUAUGAAAACUGGGAUCUUUUCUUCAAGAUGACUCAGGCUAUGGACUUGCAACGUCCCGGCAAGCAUGAACACUAGAGCGGAUAAUCCUACGCUUACAUGUUCACUCGAUAUGUCUACUGUUUUAUUUAUAGUUACAAAGUGAAAGUUGUAAUCGUAUGUGUAUUUUUUUUUAAAGGGAAUUGGCAUUACUAGUCAAUUAUAUAGUAUCAUGCAGGAUUAAUGAUACGUUCAAUAAAUUUCUAAAGUUAUUACUGUAAACUUUUGAUUAUUCUGCUGUCUCCGGUUUGCAAAACCAAACAGAAAAGAAGGC